This is a messenger RNA of Maudiozyma saulgeensis, 2772 nucleotides long. The record is from the annotation of a GenBank genome assembly. Lineage: Eukaryota; Fungi; Ascomycota; Saccharomycetes; Saccharomycetales; Saccharomycetaceae.
AUGGAUUUGAAAUCAAAGGUAUAUGUUACACUAGGUCUAACAUCACCAAUAUUUUUAUAUUUUGGAGGUAGACUCUCUAUCCUGGUUGUUCUAUGGACCUCUGUAAUUUUAUUUGGAAAGGAGAUAUUCGGGAAGGAUAACGAGGCCACUGGGGAACCACACAAAUGUAAAUGUUCAGGUAAGAACGCUAAUGGUGAAACACAUGAACAUAAUCAUGAGAAAGAAGACUGUUGUGGUGGAAAAGGUACUGGAGUGAAUGGUAAACCAUGUUGUGGUAAAGGUGGUAAGAGUACUACUACUUCCCAACUUCCUACAUUUAAGAAAGAGCUAUUAAAAUCUCAAGAUGAACAGAAAGCAAAGAUUAAAUGUUGUGGCGGUAAAGGACAUGAUGUAAAGAAACAUGGUGAAGUCUGCUGUGGUGGUAAAGGACAUGCUGAAGAAAAGAAAAUUGAACCUCUAGAAGAAAAGAAAUCAAAGACUAAAUGUUGUGGCGGUAAGGGGCAUGAUGUUGAAAAACAUGGUAAAGUCUGUUGUGGUGGUAAAGGACAUGGUAAUGAAAAAGAAGAAGUUGUACCAAUUCCGGAACCUGUUACCGAGAAACAAGAAACUAAAUGUUGUGGUGGUAAAGGUCAUGAUGUAAAGAAAAAUGGUAAGGUUUGUUGUGGUGGUAAAGGUCAUCGUAAUGAAAAGAAAACUGAUCCAAUAGAAGAAAAAAAUACAAACAAUUGGGAUUCGUUAACUGUUGAUUUCACUGAAGCAUUUAAAUCUACUACUGGUAAGACCACUAAAAAAUCAGUAAAAGUAUUCACUAAAAAAGGUAUGACUGAAGUCAAAGCUACGCAGAGUGAAGAAAGUUCCGAUGGUUUAAUUAAGAGUGCAUUUACUGUGUCGAAUGUUGAAUUACUAGAUUCAGAUAUUUAUGUAUUCUAUAGUUCUCUGCAAGGUUCUUCUUCGAAAGCUGGUUCUAUUGUUCAAGAGAAAUUAAAAGAAAUAUCUGGUCUUCAAAAGCAACCGAUUUUGUUAAAUUUGGAUGAAAUUGAUGAUCUUGACGAAUAUUUUGUUAAUGUUCCAAGUGAAAAGGCUAUAUAUGUCCUUGUUGUUCCAUCUUAUGAUGUCGAUUGUCCAUUAGAUUAUUUCAUUCAAACUUUAGAAGAAAACUUCAAUGAUCACAGGUUGGAUAAAUUUCCAUUAAGAAAAUUAGUUGGUUAUACUGUUUUGGGUCUUGGUGAUUCUGAAUCAUGGCCUGAUAAAUUUUGUUAUCAAGCCACCAAAGUCGAUUAUUGGAUUUCUCACUUAGGUGGUAGAAGAAUCUUCCCUGUUGGUAAAGUAUGCAUGAAAUAUGAUGGUAAUGAUAAGGUUAUUGAAUGGGCAACUUUAUUAGGUGAUUUAUUAAAGGAUAAUGAACCAAUCUUGUACGAGUACGACGAAACUGUAGAUAAUUCAGAUGAUGACUAUGAUGAUGACAAUGGAGACUCUGAUGGUUCCAAUGGUAAUGAUGAUGGUUCGGAAAAAGAUAUUGACCUUGAAGAUGUUGGUGGUAAAGACGAUAAUAGAAUAAAUGAAAAUUAUUUAGAGAUUAAACAGAUGAUUGCUAAGGAUAGUCCUACAUAUAAGAAUUUGACUAAACAAGGUUACAAGAUUGUUGGUUCUCAUUCUGGUGUGAAAAUAUGUAGAUGGACUAAAAAUGAAUUACGUGGUAAAGGUUCUUGUUACAAAAAGUCUCUAUUUAAUAUUGCUUCUAGCAGAUGUAUGGAAUUAACUCCAUCUUUAGCAUGUUCCUCUAAAUGUGUCUUUUGUUGGAGACAUGGUACAAAUCCAGUGUCUAAGAAUUGGAGAUGGGAAACCGAUGAACCUGAAUUUAUUCUUGAAAAUGCUUUAGCGGCUCAUUAUUCCAUGAUUAAACAAAUGAGAGGUGUUCCUGGUGUUAUUGCUGAAAGAUUCAUCAAUGCCUUCAAAGUAGCACAUUGUGCAUUAUCGUUAGUUGGUGAACCUAUCCUUUAUCCAUAUAUUACUAAAUUUAUUGAAUUAUUACAUGAAAGGGAAAUCACGAGUUUCUUGGUAUGUAAUGCUCAACAUCCAGAAUCCCUAAGAACAAUUGGUAAAGUUACCCAGUUAUAUGUAUCUAUCGAUGCAUCUACUAAAGAAGAAUUGAAAAAAGUGGAUCGUCCAUUAUACAAGGAUUUCUGGGAAAGAAUGAUGGAAUGUUUGGAUAUUUUACGUACUGUCCAAUCUCAUCAACGUACUGUAUUUAGAUUAACUUUAGUGAAGGGUUUCAAUAUGGGAGAAAUUUCGUCAUAUGCAGAUUUAGUACAACGUGGUCAACCAUGUUUCAUUGAAGUGAAAGGUGCAACGUUCAGUGGAUCUUCAAAGGAUAAUGUGAACUCUUUAACAAUGCAAAAUAUUCCAUAUAUUGAAGAAUGUAAAGCAUUUGUUGAAAGAUUUGUUGGUGAAUUACAAAGACGUGGUUUAGAUUAUGAAAUUUCUGCAGAACAUGCACAUUCAAAUUGUGUAUUAAUUGCACAUCGUAAAUUUAAAAUUAAUAAUAAAUGGCACACACAUAUUGAUUUUGAAAAGUUUUUCAAAUUAUUAGCAAAGGGUGAACCAUUUACAUACAUGGAUUAUUUAAAGGAGACGCCUGAAUGGGCAUUAUAUGGUAAUGGUGGCUUUGCACCAGGGAACGUUAGAGUACACAGAAAUGAAAAGAAGAAGAAGAACGAUAAUGGUGACAAUAGAGUUAAUCCUGAAGAUCUACCUGCAUUACCUGUAAUGUAA